AAGUUAGUUGUGAAGUUGUUAGCAAUGAAGAAGGUUGUACAACUCUUGUGUACGUUCUAGAGGAGGCACAAUUAGGCAAAUUUUCACCUCUGUGUCCACCAAAUUGGCCCUAAAUUGAUGGGAAAGUGCAAAAGAGACGUGCAGUGUUUAUAUUAAAUUGAGAAAAUGACAACAUUCGAUGGGACAAUGUUGGGAAAAUUAAUUAUCAGUGUUUGUUUACCUUUUGCCCUCUUUCACUUCACAAAUGGAUACCUUCUGCAUCAUCAGUGCUCCCAUCACCAUCCAAAAGCUCAUGAGGUUAUUCACGGCGCCCACAUUGAGCCAGCACACAUAAUCCGGAAGCGGAGCCUGGAUCAGCCCCUCCGGAUGACCAUCACAUACGAUGAGUCCGUUUUUAGACUGGACGAAGAUAAAUUUGAAUUAGUUAAUACAAUCAUUCUGCCAGAAGCUGUGCAUUUUUGGGAGAAGGCACUCAUGGUGCGGGGGACGAAGCAAGUCAUUAGGUUAAAUAGGAAAUGCGAGAGUAGUCAGGUUUUCGUGAAAAAUUCCCUGACAUAUUGCAUAGAUUCGUGCAAGUCAACAACAAUGUGCGGUGAGGUGGCAGUCCCUGAAAAACAUCUUGACGUCUGUCGGACGUGCAAUGCCACGGGGCAGGAUUGUCGAGAGGCACUGGGGUCAGUGGCUGGCCCAGGAAUUGCGGAUACGGAUUUUAUUUUCUACGUUUCCGCACGCCAGACUGAGCGUUGCCACAAGGGCCUAACGGUGGCCUAUGCGGCGCACUGCCAGCAGGAAGCAGCCCUCGAUAGACCAAUUGCUGGUCAUGCAAAUCUCUGCCCAAUGAGUAUCAGUACAAAGCCACAGGAGUUGCAGACACUCCUGUCGACCGUUAAGCACGAAAUCCUCCAUGCACUGGGCUUCUCCGUGAGCUUAUAUGCUUUCUUCAGGGACGAGAAGGGUAACCCGAGGACACCGAGGAAGCCGGACACGGGGAAGCCCUAUCUCAACGAGAAGCUCCAAAUUCAUCAGUGGAGCAACAGUACAAUUAGGCGGGUCGUACGCGACCAUUGGGCUGUCCGUGGGGGGCAUAUUAGGCGUGCUAUUGACAUGAUGGUGACACCGAGGGUGGUGGCGGAAGCCAGGAAGCACUUCAAUUGCAGUGCUCUCGAGGGAGCUGAGCUGGAGGAUCAGGGGGGCGAGGGAACGGCACUAACCCACUGGGAAAAGCGGAUAUUCGAGAAUGAGGCAAUGACGGGGACACAUACACAAUCACCCGUCUUCUCGAGGAUAACGCUGGCACUGAUGGAGGACUCAGGGUGGUACAAAGCCAAUUAUAGCAUGGCGUCACCACUCACGUGGGGCCGGAACUUGGGGUGCAAUUUUGCCAUGCGAAGCUGCAAAGAUUGGAUUGCGAUGAAUCACGCAAACGAAUCACUUUCCUCGGGAACCAGUGAAGCAUUUCGAGGUCGCACGAUUCAUCCAUUCUGUUCGAAAGUGAAGAGGGAUCCACUUCAGACGGAGUGCACCGACGAUAGGAAUUCAGUGGCCUUGUGUAAUUUAAUUAGGCACGACUAUCCACUGCCCAAAGAGUACCAGAACUUUGAUAGUAUUGCCCAUGUGCUGCCGGGGGAGGAAGAGUACUACGGUGGAUCCGUGUCACUCGCAGAUCACUGCCCGUACAUCCAGGAAUUCACGUGGAGAAGCAAAAAUGUCACCGUCAGAGGUUCACAGUGUCAAUUUGAAGACAAUAACCCAAAGCCCGAGAAGAACUUCGCUCUGGAGUCGUAUGGAGAGAAUUCCAAGUGCUUCGAUCACACGGACGCCAUGUGGGAGGAACGCUCGUGUCGGCAGACACGGGAAUGGCAGCACUGGGGCUCAGGAUGCUACAACUACCGCUGCGAGGAUGGGCGGUUGCACAUUCAAGUGGCAAACUACUCAUUUGAGUGCUUCCACGCUGGUCAGGAGAUCAGUGUGCGCAUCUUUGCGGGUGGCUGGCUCCACCGCGGUGCCCUACGCUGCCCACCGUGUCGCGAUGUCUGCGGCGAGGAGUUUGCCAGCCGUGGGGAGCACUGCAGGGUCGGUGAGGAGGCUCCACCGUCCAAUUGGUAUCCACGUGAUGAGCUAAAAUGCUCCGGAAUGCGUUGGCUUCCAUCCCAUCUACUUCUCGCACUCCUCUGCCUCCUUCUCCCGGCUGGGUUGACAUAGUCCUACCGCGGUGGAUCCCCACUGUGGGCUCCUCCUGAUCGUGAUCUAUAGAGAAGCAUCUAAGAAUGUGAUAAUCCCACAAAAGAACUUAUUAAUUAAAACCUUAAGACGCUGUGCGGCGAAAGUGAAAGAAAAGUGCGUGGAAAAGACCGCCGUGUAAAUGUGAAUCGAGUCGCGUGUUCAAAUCUUUAACAAAAAAGAAACAAUUCUUACGUUGCUCCAUUAAAAGUUUUUGAAUUUCCCUAAAAGUAUUCUUGAGAAAGAAAAAAAAUUAUUAGAAUAGUGAAGCGUAGAGACUAUAUAUUCUUGAUUUACAAAAGGAAUGAGAUUUAGAGGGAUGUUUAGGAAUGAGAAAGAAUUAGUGAGAAUUUAAUUAAUUUAUUUAGCGAGCAGAAUACUCAAAGUAAAGGACUCGUAGGCUGCCCUACGAGUUUCUAUAGUAAUUCCAAUUUUGUUCUCCCCGUGUUUGUGGGAAUGAAACUCCAACACGGCGAUAUGUGGACUGAUUGACGAAGGCAUUCCCAAUUAGUUUUGUUUUUUGGUGCAUUAUCUCCCCUCCGUCACGCGGGGGCUGCAAACAAGGCCACGCCAUUCUGCAGAAGGUGUGCACACACGAGAAAAGUGCGUGAGCGAAGGUGUUUCACGCAGAAAAGAACCAACAACUUUCGAGAUAAAUUGCCAAAGUAAAAUGUAAUUUGUUCAAAAAUCUGUGAGAUAUAAAAGUUUAUUGAAAUUACAGCA
Molecule: messenger RNA, 2943 nt
Organism: Lutzomyia longipalpis
Lineage: Eukaryota; Metazoa; Arthropoda; Insecta; Diptera; Psychodidae
Gene: Invadolysin
Product: leishmanolysin-like peptidase
Exons: 9
Coding region: 166-2202 (678 amino acids)
Biological process (GO): proteolysis; cell adhesion
Cellular component (GO): cytoplasm; membrane
Molecular function (GO): metalloendopeptidase activity
Source: RefSeq, a predicted model, not a curated record